Messenger RNA from Chenopodium quinoa (quinoa), 825 nucleotides. Its product is annotated as disease resistance response protein 206-like. NCBI's taxonomy places the organism in Eukaryota, Viridiplantae, Streptophyta, Magnoliopsida, Caryophyllales, Amaranthaceae. Bases 74 to 655 code for a protein of 193 amino acids. The record is from RefSeq and is a predicted model, not a curated record. The transcript has a single exon.
AUUAUUUUCCCCACAAAUAUACGCACUCUUCUAUUGUAUACACAUUUCUAUCUUUUCCUCAAACACAAGGCAAAUGGCACUCAUCAAAUCAUUAACAAUUUCUCUUCUCUUUUUCUUUCUAUUUUCACUAACAAACCUCUCAAAUGCAUUGAAAAACCCCCAAAAAACCACCCAAAGGCCUAGAAAACCAUGCAAGAGGAUGGUUUACUACUUCCAUGACGUAGUCUACAACGGCAAGAAUGCCAAAAAUGCCACUUCAGCCAUCGUAGCAGCGCCCGCUUGGGGUAACAGAACCAUUUUUGCCGGCCAAAAUCGGUUUGGUGAUGUAGUGGUUUUCGACGAUCCUAUUACACUUACAAAUGAUUUUCACUCCACCCCAGUAGGGCGCGCCCAAGGGUUCUACUUAUACGACAAGAAGGACGUGUUUACAUCUUGGUUCGGAUUCUCUUUCGUGUUCAACUCUACUGAGCAUAAGGGGUCGUUAAACUUUGCAGGGGCUAACCCGUCGACAAACAAGGCUAGGGACAUCUCUGUUAUUGGAGGAACUGGUGAUUUCUUCAUGGCUAGGGGUGUUGCUACAUUGGUGACUGAUGCUUUCGAAGAUGAUGUUUAUUUUCGACUUCGUACUGAUGUUAAGCUCUAUGAAUGUUGGUAAUUAUAUAAUUCAUGGUUUGCGUAAGGCUUUUAAGGGUGCAACAUUUCUAGAAAGUUUGUUGCAUUUUAUUCACCAUAAUUGUGUGUAACCAAGAUCAUUUGAAUUUUAACAAUGAGUGAAAUUGUGUACUUUUAAUUGUUUUACCUUUUGAAAGUUUGUGUACUUUAAUA